This is a messenger RNA of Siniperca chuatsi (mandarin fish), 5198 nucleotides long. It is a transcript of the gene trim32, whose product is annotated as tripartite motif containing 32. The transcript has 2 exons. Lineage: Eukaryota; Metazoa; Chordata; Actinopteri; Centrarchiformes; Sinipercidae. Gene Ontology annotation, molecular function: protein binding; zinc ion binding. Bases 161 to 2215 code for a protein of 684 amino acids. The record is from RefSeq and is a predicted model, not a curated record.
AACCGUCAGGCUCAGAGCUGUGCGUAUUGCGUAACACUCACGUCGUGACGUCGUCAACACUGCAGUCUCACAUAGCAGCUGCAGUAGCAGAAACACAGCGCGCCCAUCAAAACCUCUGUACUUCCAACCAACUAACAUUGAAGAAAAGGAAAGGACCAUAAUGGAGGCAGCAUCUUCCCAGCUGGACCCAGAACUAAUUAGGGAGGUUCUUGAAUGCCCUAUAUGCCUGGAGACCUACAACCAGGAACAAAUGAGACCCAAACUCCUGCAGUGUGGUCACACAGUGUGCAGGCAGUGUCUAGAGAAGCUGUUGGCUAAUACUAUCAAUGGUGUGCGCUGCCCCUUUUGUAGCAAGGUCUCCCGUAUGAGCAAUAUCUCCCAGCUGGCCGAUAAUCUAACUGUGCUCAAGAUCCUAGAUUGUACUACAUCCUGCAGUGCUGCUGCUGCUGCCCUAAUGUGCAAGUCCUGCUGCAACCGCCUACCACGACAGUACUGUCAUGAUUGUGCCACAGUCCUCUGUGAGCUCUGUAAAGGGGAGGGCCACCUGCAUCAAGGCCAUUCAGUCCAGCCGAUUAGGGUGGCUGCUGAACAGCGUCGUAAAGAACUGGGUGGCAAGCUGACUACUUUGCGUGAUGUUAUGGGUGAAAUUCAGAAGAAAAAGACAGCUAUUGAAAACAUUUCCAAGUCUUUGAGACUAAAGUACCAGGUAGUGCACCAGGACUAUACUACAGCUGAGCUACGUCUUCAAGAGGAGCUCAAGAGGUCUCGAAGAGCAUUCACAGCGUCCAUGGCAGAAGUAGAAAAGCUAAAUGGGCAGGUCCUGGAGGAGCAGACAUAUCUCCUUAACAUUGCGGAGGUGAAAGUGUUGUCACGCUGUGAUUAUCUGACAAUGCUGGUGAGGCAGAGUGAUAUCGCUUUGCUGAAGGAUGAUGGCGGAGGCAGUGAUGAUGAAGAGCUGGAUCUGAGGAGCAGCUUACCCACCAUGUUUAAGCUGCAAGAGCCAGAACUGGUCAGAAAAGAACACUCUAAACCUGUAGAAGUGGGCCAAUUGACCACAAAUACUUUUACUGUCAAUACAGACGAUGAGGCGAGUCAGCUGGAGAUGGCACUUGAAGGUGAUGUAGAGAGUGUAGCUGGAGUAGUAGGGGCUAUAGGUGGUGCAAGGGGGGCUCCAAUGGAUAUUUACAGAGACAUUGACAUGGUUGCAGCUGAGGAGGCAGUAUGUGGUUCACCAGGCAGCUUUAAGUCAAAAUCCAUGGAUGCAGGCGGGGGAUCACCCGGAGGAGCUGGAACAAGCGCAGGGCCCCCAGUCUGCCAGUUUGUGAAGAAGAUGGGCUGCAAGGGAACUUUACCUGGCAUGUUCAAUUUACCAGUCAGCAUCUGUGUAACAUCACAAGGUGAGGUCCUGGUAGCUGACCGUGGCAACUACCGCAUCCAGAUCUUCAAUCGCAAAGGUUUCCAGCGUGAAAUCCGCCGCAACGCUAGUAGCAUCGACAACUUUGUCCUGAGCUUCCUUGGGGCUGACUUGCCUAACCUCAUCCCCUUGUCCAUUGCUGUCACUCCUCAAGGCCUGAUUGGCGUCACUGACAACUACGAUAACUCAGUUAAAGUCUACACUAUGGAUGGACACUGUGUGGCUUGCCAUAAGAACCAGCUGAUUAAACCCUGGGGCAUUACUGCCAUGCCGUCAGGUCAGUUUGUGGUGUCAGAUGUGGAAGGUGGCAAGCUGUGGUGUCUAGCAGUGGACCGCAAUGUAGGUGUGGUCAGCUACAACAGAUUGUGCUCUGCUGUGCGGCCAAAGUUUGUGACAUGUGAUGCAGCUGGAACAGUCUAUUUCACCCAGGGCCUGGCCCUGAACUUUGAGAAACGCCACAAUGAACCCCACCUGGAGGGUGGCUUCUCUAUUGGCUCAGUGGAUACUGAUGGCCAACUAGGCAAGCAGCUCAGCCAUUUUUUCUCAGAGACAGAGGACUUCCGCUGUAUCACUGGCAUGUGUGUGGAUGCCAAUGGGGAUUUGCUGGUAACGGACAGUGGCAGGAAAGAAAUCCUCCAGUUUCCCAAAGAGGGUGGAUUCAAAAUUCUCAUCCAGGAAGGGCUGACCUGCCCUGUGGGAGUGGCCACCACCCAGAAAGGACAACUGCUAGUGCUGGAUUGUUGGGACCACUGUGUUAAAGUCUACACAUACAUUCAGAGGAGGCACUCCUCCACUUCCUAGAGGAACAAUCCAGUCCACAUGAGCAUGAGAGGUUUAGUAGGUAUGUGUUGGUAGGUGUGUAUAGAAGUUUGGAAAAGGUAGAAACCCACUGUUAUGUCACUUUAGUUUGGCUGCAGUCCAAGAAAUUCUCACUCCAGCUUUAUUGGGUUAUUAAAUUAAUGUUCUAGUCAGUUUGGUUCAAUUUAAAGCCUACUGGAUUUUAAUUUAAUACCUCAAAUUAAAAAUCAGAUACUUAAGCUGCCUCCUGAUUAUGUUAAUGGAUCACAACACUAAAACAGACAAACUUUUUACAUCAAAGAAUACUGACACAAGUUGUCACAUUAAAAUAAGCGAAAUAAGCCAUUGAUGUCAAAGCUAAUGCAGGCACAAAGUACAGAUGAUUUUCUUUCCUCUAUUACUGAGUGCUAUAUCCACCAUUCAGCCUGACUGAUGCAUAGCUUUUCACUGAUAUGCUUCAGCUUUGCAAAAGAAAAAUGUGAGAAGGAAGAAUUGAAAAUGAACAUGUAUUUACAUGAAAUAAAGCAUAUCGAGGCUUUUGGCCUGUGAAGCACUUUAUUAUUGACACGACCUAGUGUUAGGUUUUAGUAGCACAGACUAACAUUGAUGUUGCUGAAUGCAGCUGGCAGCUUUAAAGUUUACUGUGCAGUUAGCUAAUGGCAAAACAGUAACCAAGAAUUAGCAUUCAUUGAAUUGCAUUCAGUAACAUUCAGGGAACAUAAAGUGUAGAAUAUUAAGUUACCUACAGGAAAGAGAGCAAUGGUGAUAUGUCAUAUACUGGGGUUCUGUGGGUUUAAAUUUACUGACAUUGUCAGGAAAAAAUCUUUGGCCAAUAAUAGUAAAAAUGAAGUCACCAUCAUCUAUUAAAUUAGUCAAUUUUUGUUAGCUGACCAUUAACUUUAGCUGAGUUAAUGCAAUCAGAAUUUGGGUUACUGAUGUUUAAUUUGUAGACCACAUUAUUAUUAGCAUUUUUUUCCAGUACUUAUUAAUACUGCCUGGCUACCCUGUGUACAUCAGCCACAACCUGAGUAACCAGUUGAGAACAGGACAUUUUCAGAGCAAAGGUUACUAAAAUCUAAACUGAAAGCCUUCUCCUAGUGACUUCCCAGCCACAGCCUCAUUUAUGUCACUAGGGGGCAGGUUGCCAUCUGCAAGAUAAAAUUCAGGUCAAGUGCUCUGGAGCCUAUUCUAGCUGUUCUGCUCAGUCAUACAUCUCACUGCAAUUUCAAUCCUCUACAUCUCCUUCUGCUGGCUUUUUGUUUAACCUGCAGCAUUAAAGUUAGCUUUGAGCAGUUGUUUACUUAUGAUCGUAAACAUUGUAGCGCCUAGUUUGAGUCCUACUUCUCAGACAGAACUGUGUCCAUUAUGAACAGAGUUGCAAAGGUCUCAGAUUACCUUUGUAACUUGGAAAGCCCUUAAAAUGUCAAGGCUCUGAUCUUUCUAUUCCCUGUGGGCGUACGUUCAGCUACAUCACACUGUUAUCUAUAAAUUACUUUUUGUUGCUAUGCCAGUAUAGCCAACACUAAAUAGCUCCAGCACCCAGACCACAUUAAGCAUAAGGAUACAGCAGACAUCUACAACUUGAAUAAUGUUUACAAACUUUGUUCAAACCUGGUGUUUAUUCCAGAGAACUUGUCCCAUGCCAUUGUUUCCUCACACCUGGCUUGUGGUUACAGUCUUUCGAAGGGAUCACUGGCAGGAGUGUUCAGAAUAGCACUGCUAGAAUAAUGAUGAGUGAAAACUCCAGCAUCACACACACCAAACCUUGUUACACUGGGAUGUUGGUCCCAUGUUUUUAUGUCUCCCUCAGGUUUUUAUGAAAUCACUAGACAACUGGCAACCUGAGUUUUUCCAGUGUUGGUAGAUAUGGUAAAGACAACAGCCAUAUCCAGUAAUUUGCUUGUUUGUGCUUAUGUUAGUCAACAUUAAAUGCGUCUAUAUCUGCAUGUUUUUUAUUUAUUAUUUUAUCCUGUUGAUUUAUUGAAGUUUUGAGUCCAUACGAAGCAUUAGAAAGAAGAUGCUUUCAGGUAAAAUAAUAAUACGAGACACCUUUAAAUCAAAAUAUUUAGUGGCCUAAAUGUGGGGAAUCAAGUUAAUCAUUGAAACCCACCCAUCAAUACUGUAUGUAACAUAUUAUAUGUCUAUAAAGUCGUAAAUAGCAAAUAUGCCUGCUCUGAGGCAAUACGUAUCUUCCAGUCCAGGUUUGCUCAUAGAAGCAUAUCGCAUACUGACUCAAGUUCCAGCCUUAAAAAGAAAUAAUUUCACAAAGCUGACCUUAAUUCUGCACCUGGAGCCCCAUUAAACAGCAACACACAAAUAUACAUAUCUGAUAAUCAAACUGUAUCGUAAAUAAGUGUUUUUCAUAUUUCUACAUAAGCAAAGUGAUAAGGAGAAAAAAGAUAGAACUGAAUUUAAGUAUUAGGUGAAGUCUGUCACAGUCAUAUCCAUGUGCAUUUUUGUUUUACAUGAUGUAUUUGUUUUAUUCUUAGGCCAUGUUAUGUCAACACUAUACUAAUAGAUUUUAAUUCAAGAUAGCCUCAGCUGCAUGUCAACCUUGCCAUCAAAACUGAUUAUUUUCAGUAUUUACACUUUAUUCAAGUGGUCACUAGAUGUAGCCAUUAUUAGAGAAUAUUCAAACUUUAAAAGUGACAGAAAAAUGCAUAAAAUGCUAGAAAAAUCAAGUGUCCUUGUGUCAGUGUGCUGAAGAUCAGAGUGUCUCACAUAAUCUUAAUAUGUUGUUUUUUUUAACAUGUCAUUGGAAAGAAUUUCCUUGCAUACUUCUUCACAGUUUAUUAAUUUAUCCUAUUGGAUCGUAAUACUGCAAUAUGUCCAUGAACCAAACUCCCAUGUGUUUAAGGUGUUAUGUCCUUUGGAGGCUGUGAAUUUUACAAUGCGUUGAACACAUUACAGACAUCUCUGUGUAGUCAAAUUCAUGUUUGUAUUGUUGAUUAUCUGAGUGCAAUAAACAUUUAUGAAACAACUAAAA